Solanum dulcamara is the source of this 336-nucleotide messenger RNA. RefSeq names its product auxin-responsive protein SAUR32-like. Gene Ontology annotation, biological process: response to auxin. The record is from RefSeq and is a predicted model, not a curated record. NCBI's taxonomy places the organism in Eukaryota, Viridiplantae, Streptophyta, Magnoliopsida, Solanales, Solanaceae. The coding region runs from base 1 to 336 and encodes 111 amino acids. The transcript has a single exon.
AUGUCUAGGCUUAAUCAUCUUAUGCGAAAGCUCAAGAAUAAUCUUCUUCAAUUAAUUUCCAAAUUUGAUGUUGUGGAAAUUGUGGAAACCCCAAGAGCAAAUAAUGAAAUGGUACCAAAUGAUGUUAAAGAAGGUUACUUUGCUGUAUUUUCAGUAAAUCCAGAGGAAGAGCCAAAGAGGUUUAUUGUGGAACUCCAUUGUCUCAAUAAUCCAUCAUUCUUGAAAUUAUUAAGACAGACAGAAGAUGAAUAUGGAUUUGGACAAAAAGGUGUUCUUGAAGUUCAUUGUCUUGCAGAGGAAUUACACAACAUUUUGGAACUCAAGUUUGCAGUUUAG